GCGAAAGUCGACACCAUGAGGAUUAACCGAGUCAUCCAUCCUCAACCAACCAUCCGGUUGAGGGGCGAUGCCAUGAAAAUGACAAGACAAGAAAAUAUAAAUGUAGGCAGCAAUGUAUGUCUGUCUAUCUGUCUUUUCUUGUCCAACAGGGCGACCGCCAGGCGUCAUGAAAUACUGCCAGGAGUGCUGCCACUUCAAUACCACCAACAUGUUACUCCUCGUGAUGUCUUUGCUGGUGGGCUUCUCACUGACGCAGCUUCCCAUGUUCCUCUGCAUGGUCUCCGUGUUGAGGACGCUGAGGGCGAACAUUGCCAUGCCCCAUGAGAUGCUCCUUUCGUCCAUCCACACCGCCUCGUCCUCCCCCUCGCCCACGAGAAUUCCGCUGCCGCGCAGCUCACGGCGGCACUCGUCCACGGCGGCCGUCAUCUGGUCCAGCUCGGCUGGCUGCCUGGUGGGGGUUGAUCCCCAGGUUGACAUCGUAGACGGUGCGGGCGGAUGGGCGGUCCCUCUUGGUCUCGUAGUCCUCCCUGGCGCCCUCAAGGAAAACCAGCUCCUGCUCGGGGGCAGAAUGUGGGGGUCCCAUCAGGUGCCUGGUCGACGGCCUCGAGGGCGGCCUUCCGGAGGGGCACGCGGGCAUGGGCAGGGCCGAUGAAUGGCGGCGCGUCGGGGGUCGGUUCCUUGCCAAGGACGGAAAACCCGUUGGCACAGUGCAGGUGCGCCUCCACAAGGUUCUCCCACUGGUGAACUUGGCCGUUGGUGCGGAAGAGGGUGCCCUUUCGUAACAUUGCUGCUGCUGCUGUUGCUACGGCUGCUGCUGCUGCUGCUGCUGCUGUGGUGGUGGCUGGAGGUGGCGAGCAGCUGAUGGCCUCUCGAGGAUGGGCCGCCUCACUACUGCUGACGAACAGAGAUGUCUCGAACUUCUUGUAAUAAAUGUUGGUUCUUCGUAAAGGUUGGUUCUUACCUUUUGCGUAUGUCCGAAUACGCGAACUCUGCACCACAGCGAAAAUCAGUGAAUGGGUUUUCCCCUUGGUAGUUGUUUGGGGCCUGCAGACCGGUGUACACAUGCGUAUCCCUCCAUAUUUGUUCACACGCCCAGCCAUUGUUCGCUUCGUACCGUCUUCGUUUAGUACGGAUAUCUCCUCCACUGACCAACUCGCUCGGUCUCCGACGCCAUCCACUAAAUGACAGAGAAAUCUGUCUAUUCUGGCCGACAGGCAAAAUGUGGGGUCUGCAAAGAAUCGAAGGCAACAGCGGCCAUGAUGCGGACGGUGUCCGAGAGUGUCUGGCGUCCGCAUCAAUACGGCUCUACAGCUCUCGUUUGGUGGCGUUUGUGACCUUCUUUUACCUUCUUUGAGCCACCGGCCUUGAAGCUCUUCCCUUGUAGCACCACCCCUCGUGGUAGCGCACUGAGUACCACUUCCGGAUCCUCACCCUCGUGUGCAUUCAAUGGCAGCGUUUCAGUGUGUCUGCCCGCAGGAAACGCCGCAGGUGAGUUCAGGGGUCUGCGAUCACAGUGUCUGAGCAGCUCUUGAGCAACCGAGAGUGGGAG
Messenger RNA from Vitrella brassicaformis, 1549 nucleotides. Lineage: Eukaryota; Vitrellaceae. The record is from the annotation of a GenBank genome assembly.